GGCGGAGCGGCGGGGCCGGCGGCGCCGGCGGCGGGGCCGGGCGGGCCAUGAAGCUGCUGCGGGCGGCCCUGGGUCUGGUGCUGCUGCUGCCGCUCCUCAGGCCAGCGAACGCCGUGGAGCCCAUCAGCCUGGGGCUAGCGAUCGCCGGCGCCGCCGCCUCGGCCCUUACCGGCUUCAUCUCCUACCCGCGGCUCUACUGCUACUUCAGGGAGUGCUGCCUCCAGCGGCAGGACCAGCGCGCCGCCGCCGCUCUGCAGGAGAAUUUGGACAAGAAGCUGUUCGGGCAGCACCUGGUGAACAAGGUGGUGGUAAAGGCCGUGAAGGGCUUCUUGAACAACACCAACGCCAAAAAGCCUCUUGCCCUCUCCUUGCACGGGUGGACUGGAACAGGCAAAAACUUUGUCGGUAGGAUAGUCGCCGAAAGCAUUUAUAAAAGAGGUCUGCGGAGUAAAUAUGUCCAUCAGUUUGUGGCAACUUUACACUUUCCUCACGCUCACAGCAUCAAUAUCUACAAGGACCAGUUGCAGUCGUGGAUUCGGGGAAAUGUGAGCAUCUGUCCCAGAUCACUCUUCAUAUUUGAUGAAAUGGAUAAAAUGCAUGCAGGACUCAUUGAUUCCAUCAAGCCAUUCCUGGACUACUAUGAGCUUCUGGAUGGGGUGUCUUACCGCCAAGCCAUCUUCAUAUUCCUCAGCAAUGCAGGAGCUGAAAAGAUAACAGAGGUGGCCCUGGAUUUCUGGAGAAACGGGAGGACAAGGGAAGAUAUACAGCUCACAGAUAUCCAAAAUGCACUGUCUGUGUCUGUCUUCAAUAACAAAAAUAGUGGAUUUUGGCACAGCACCUUGAUUGACAGAAAUCUCAUUGACUACUUUGUUCCCUUCCUGCCUCUGGAAUACAAACAUGUGAAAAUGUGUGUCAGGGUUGAGAUUGAAUCACGUGGCUAUGCUGUGGAUGAAGACAUUUUAACCAGAAUAGCCAAUGAGAUGACCUACUUCCCCAGAGAGGAGAGAAUUUACUCAGAUAAAGGAUGUAAAACUGUGGAUGCAAAGCUGGAUUAUUACUUCUAACACUUUAUUGCUACAUCCUGCAAAGAAGCAAAUUUAACUUAAUCACAAAGCAGAGAACCUGUGACAUUUCAUUUUUACGCACUUCUUGAAGAAGGGAACAUUAUUUUUUAACUGGUGUGUAAAUAAGCCGCAGUGCCUCUGCAUUUUUAUUCUGUCACUAGUCAUGGCUCCCAAGUACUUCAGCCUUGUGUUGUCAAGGUAAGAACAAACUGCGUUGUGAAUACAGGGGUCUGUGUCUGACAGUGCCAAAGACUCCUCUCAGAUCGUGUGUUGAUUGUCAGAACUAUUUGGCAGACUGUUGGCACAUAUAGAAGGACUGAGACUAUGACCUAAUUUUAAUUGGAUUUUGGUUUGAUGUGGAUGAUCUCUAGACAAUAUUGAGAAUUUUAAUCAAAGUUCCUAUGUCUGUGAAAGCCUUCAUUGGGCUUGUGUGGGAAUAUUCCUAUAACUGCAUUAGAAGUAGGAUAUGUGUCUUUUCUCCUUGAACAGCUUGGCUCCAGUAAAGAUAAGGGGGGAUUCUGUAAUUUAAAAAAAUCCAGAGUCUUCUGUCUAACAUCAUGCAGUACCAUUGUCUUUGUCAAAACAGUGGUAUUAGUUUGGUCUCCUGCAUGUCAAACCAAGAAUAUGAAACUUUGGUGUGAAUAGUGUUCAGAGGGCAGACUUAAUAUUACAAGGAAGUGAGUUAAAAUCCUUGACUGCCAGAUCAUUGUAGUUGGUUUCUAUUUUUGGUGGGUUUUUUAAGUAUAAAGUUGGCCACAGCAUGCUGUCCCAGGAGUGACCUCAAGAGGAAGAAAAGUGUGCUUUCUGACUGGUGAGUCAGCUUCAUGGAAAGGGUGUAACUUAAUGGGAAACGUACAGGUUAGAUUUUAUACCAAGGACAUGGAAAAGAGGUUUUUCCUCUUCACCUGCAUGUAGAAUUCAGGGGCCAGCGUGCAGGGGUUUCCCUUUUUCAUCUUCUCGCAAUACUGUAUGCCUUUGAGGCAGGGAUGAAGACAGAUCCAAAGGCAUUUUAAGAAAAAAAAAAAGUGAAAUGUGUCAACUGAAGUUACUGCGAAGUGUCAGAAUUGUUUCUGAAUGUGAGCACUGCAGAGGCUUUUUUUUCACUCCAGUUUCUAUUCAAAAUAAACUUUUCUUAUUGGAAAUGUAUUUCUUAGCUACCUUCUGGUGUACUUUGCAUUGAGUGAUGUUAAUUUUGCACAAACUUACUAUUCAUACUGCGUUUCUGGCUGAAGUGUUAAGCUGUGCUUGACUACAGGUAUCUCCCUUCUCGAGUUCAAAGGCAAUAGGAGGACAUGUGACUCUGCUACCUCGUGAAAGGGAAACAAAUGAAGUUUGGAGUGGAAACUGCACUUCUAGACCUUCGGUACUAAUUACACUUGCACCAUUUUUGUAGAGGCAGACUUUCUAGAUGUAUGUGUGCUCAACAGUAUCAUAAGGAUGAACUUGUCUGCUAGAGACUAGUUAAAACCCUGCUUCUUGUCUCCUCCUCCCACUGUGGUACUACUGACUGAACACCCUGCAGGCUCUGAUUGAAGCCACUCACAUUUUCAGUGGCAUCUUGGAUGUUUUCUCUGCAAGAGGAAAAAAGGGGCCAGUAAGACUCCAGCUGUCCAGUUCUACUCUGAAGUUGUGUAAUAUGCAAAUUAUUAGUUCUAGUAUUUGUCAGCAAAUGAGUGCUUUGAACUUGGGUAUUUAUCUGUUUCUUUGACCUCCUGAUUAUAGCAAAUGACUAGCUAAUGGAAAAAAGCAGACGUGAAAACGAUAAACUUUUACUGCCAUCUGGUACCUUCUCAUCAAAAGAAACAGUUCAGUCAAGCAGUAUUGUGGCUCUUCCAGCAUUAAAUACUUUUAGUUCU
This is a messenger RNA of Aquila chrysaetos chrysaetos, 2920 nucleotides long. Its product is annotated as torsin-1A-like. Gene Ontology annotation, cellular component: nuclear envelope; endoplasmic reticulum; endoplasmic reticulum lumen. The coding region runs from base 48 to 1064 and encodes 338 amino acids. The transcript is spliced from 5 exons. NCBI's taxonomy places the organism in Eukaryota, Metazoa, Chordata, Aves, Accipitriformes, Accipitridae. Gene Ontology annotation, molecular function: kinesin binding; ATP binding; ATP hydrolysis activity. Gene Ontology annotation, biological process: protein localization to nucleus; nuclear membrane organization. The record is from RefSeq and is a predicted model, not a curated record.